Molecule: messenger RNA, 396 nt
Organism: Pipistrellus nathusii (Nathusius's pipistrelle)
Lineage: Eukaryota; Metazoa; Chordata; Mammalia; Chiroptera; Vespertilionidae
Source: the annotation of a GenBank genome assembly
AUGUUCUCAACAUGGCUGCUGAGUGAUGUUCUUGCAACCCAUGUAAAAUGUCUUUUCUCUGUUCAGAACCCUCCAGGAUCUUCACUGGACACUCACUACAAACUAAAGUCCUAUUCUCUGCUGGGCCUCCAUGAUCUGGCCUUGUCUGACUACUCUCCUCACUCCUUUUCAGCCUCUCUGGCCUCCUCACUGUCCCUCAACAAGCUGGGCAGACUUCUUCCAAGGACCUUUGCAUUUACAGUUCCUUUGACUGCAAUGCUCUGCUUGAAUUAUGUCAUUGUCCUUCACUGCAGGGCUCUUCCUAAAUAUUACCUCCUUGAAGAGGCUUUUCCUAACUUACUUAAGUGGCUCUCAUGGAGGAUGGGGCAUGUGGGGAGCCAGUCAUUUGUGUUAUGA